Molecule: messenger RNA, 567 nt
Organism: Podospora pseudocomata
Lineage: Eukaryota; Fungi; Ascomycota; Sordariomycetes; Sordariales; Podosporaceae
Gene: SYM1
Product: Protein required for ethanol metabolism
Exons: 2
Coding region: 1-567 (188 amino acids)
Cellular component (GO): cytoplasm; membrane; mitochondrion
Source: RefSeq, a predicted model, not a curated record
AUGCUCGCCUGGUACCAAGCCCGCCUCGCCUCCCGCCCCCUCCUAACCCAAUCCCUCACCACCUCCCUCCUCUUCGGCAUAGGCGACAUCACCGCCCAGCAACUCAUCGAGCACCGCGGCCUCGCAAACCACGACCUCCUCCGCACAGCCCGAAUGGCCUCCUACGGCGGUCUAGUCUUCGGCCCAGCAGCAACAACCUGGUUCCGCCUCCUCCAGUCCCACGUCAGGUUCCCCUCCUCCCCAAACCGCACCAUCCUCGCCCGCGUGGCCGCCGACCAGGGCCUCUUCGCCCCGACCUUCAUCGGCAUCUUCCUCUCCUCCAUGGCCGUCCUCGAAGGGGGGUCCGUGACCGAAAAGCUCUCGUCUUCGUACUGGCCCGCCCUGUCGGCAAACUACCUCAUCUGGCCGUUCGUCCAGCUUGUCAACUUCAAGUUUGUCCCGCUCCAGCACAGGGUCCUGUUUGUCAAUGUCAUCAGCAUAGGGUGGAACUGCUAUCUCAGUUUUCUCAACAGCUCCGCGGGGACGGAGGCGGUGCCGCCGCAGGAGGAGACGGUCAAGAUGGCGUAG